UCCCCUGCCGCGGCGGGUUGCCUGCAGGAGUGGCUCCCAGACAGAGCGAGCUAGCGGGCGGAGCGGGCACCUCUGCCUCCGCGCCUCCGCCAAGGACCGGUGGCGCGCCCCCUACCCGGCCCUCCGGGGCCCCGCGGCCCGACGUGCGUCCAGCAGCUUGGUGGCUGGAGGGCGCAACUUUCCCCCCGUUCCGGGCGAGGCGUGGACCGCAGCGGACAACUUGGAAAACUUCUCCGGGGCAGACGGCAGGGACGCCGGGCUCCAGUGGAAGAGGAUGUAGGAGAGUGGUCGCUGGCCCCUAGCAUUCCCCCGAUCUCCUAGGCUCCGUUCGGUCUCGCCAUGGAGCUCCAGCGCCUUCAGCGCAGCCAGGGGGGCGACCCACUUGUCUAGAGGAGCUGGGUGAGACAGCGCCGUCGUUGCCUGGGCACGAGCUGGGCGAGCAGCGCCCCCUCUGGCCACGUCCGGCCCCGCCAUGGACCAUCAGGAGCCCUACUCAGUGCAGGCCACCGCGGCCAUUGCGGCUGUCAUCACCUUCCUCAUCCUGUUCACCAUCUUUGGCAACGCGCUGGUCAUCUUGGCUGUGUUGACUAGCCGCUCGCUGCGCGCCCCACAGAACCUGUUCCUGGUGUCGCUGGCCGCCGCUGACAUCCUUGUGGCAACGCUCAUCAUUCCUUUCUCGCUGGCCAAUGAGCUGCUCGGCUAUUGGUACUUCCGGCGCACGUGGUGCGAGGUGUACCUGGCGCUCGAUGUGCUCUUCUGUACCUCGUCCAUCGUGCACCUGUGCGCCAUCAGCCUGGACCGCUACUGGGCGGUGAGCCGAGCACUGGAGUACAACUCCAAGCGCACCCCACGCCGCAUCAAGUGCAUCAUCCUCACCGUGUGGCUCAUUGCGGCGGUCAUCUCGCUGCCGCCCCUUAUUUACAAGGGUGACCAGGGUUCGCAGCCCCGCGGGCGCCCUCAGUGCAAGCUCAACCAAGAGGCCUGGUACAUCCUGGCCUCCAGCAUCGGAUCCUUCUUCGCACCCUGCCUUAUCAUGAUCCUUGUCUACCUGCGCAUCUACCUGAUCGCCAAACGCAGCCAUCGCAGAGGUCCCAGGGCUAAGUGGGGCCCUCGUGAGGGUGAGUCUAAGCAGCCCUGCUGGGUCCCUGGGGGAGCUUCAGCUACACUGCCAACCCUGGCUUCUCUGGCCGCUUCUGGAGAGGCCAAUGGACACUCCAAGCCCAUUGGGGAGAAGAGAGAGGGGGAGACCCCUGAAGAUCCAGGGACUCCCGCCUUGCCACCCAGCUGGUCUGCCCUUCCCAACUCAGGUCAGGGUCAGAAUGAAGGUGUUUGUGGGGCAUCUCCGGAGGAGGAAGCUGAAGAGGAGGAGGAGGAGGAGGAGGAGGAGGAAGAGGAUCAUGAGCCUCAGGCCUUGCCAGCGUCUCCUGCCUCGGUUUGCAGCCCACCCCUGCGGCAGCCACAGGGCUCCCGGGUGCUGGCGACACUGCGUGGCCAAGUGCUUCUGGGCAGGGGCGUGGGCGCUGCUGUGGGUAGUGGGCAGUGGUGGCGUCGGCGGGCGCAGCUGACCAGGGAGAAGCGGUUCACCUUUGUGCUGGCUGUGGUGAUUGGUGUCUUCGUGCUCUGCUGGUUCCCCUUCUUCUUCAGCUACAGCCUGGGUGCCAUCUGCCCACAGCACUGCAAGGUGCCCCACGGUCUCUUCCAGUUCUUCUUCUGGAUUGGCUACUGCAACAGCUCACUGAACCCCGUCAUCUACACCAUCUUCAACCAGGACUUUCGCCGUGCCUUCCGAAGGAUCCUUUGCCGCCAGUGGACCCAGACGGCAUGCAACCUGAAAGCCAUGGGCUGAAGAUGGUGGCACUGGAGGAUAAGUGGAGCCUGGGUUCCUGCAUUGCAGCUUGGAGGAGAGCUGCCUGACUAACACAGGGCUGUGAUGUGAGCAAGAGAUCAACUUGUGCUAAGCCACAGUGCUCUGAGGGGGGGUGCUUUGUUAGAGCAGCUAGCCUACCCUGAUUUACUAAAAUCUUAGGAGUGACUGUGGGCAAGUCAUGUAACACAAGAUUUGGUUUUCUCAUCUGUGAAAUGAGACAAAAUACCUACCUCACAGAGUUAUGGAAUAAGACAACAACAGGUACUUAAUACUCUCAAUAAUUGAGGCUAUUUGGCAUCAUCACUAGGCCUUUGCUUGAGCGAUUCCCUUGCCUGGCCUUUUCUCCCCAGUCUUCUCCAUUCUGGGCCUCGCUGCUCUGGGGGGCCUUUCUGAGCCUCCAGCUUUAGGGCUUCCACACCUGGCCUCAGCAGGUAGGAGAGACUUUUUCAAACAGAUUCACCCUCUCUCCUCUCAUUGUGCCAGCUGGUGGGAGUGUAGACCACAUGGUCAUUCCAGGAGCCCCUAGGAUAUACACGCAUAGCUCCUCAAGCUGCCGUCCCACUACUGGGUGUCCUUCCAGGAAGCCCACCCACAGGUUCACAGGUGUGUCUACAGUCUUCCCGAGGAUGUUCCUUGUAGUGUUGUUUAUGGUGGUGAAGCAUGGAAUUAAAUCAGCCGUCUGACAUCAGGAGAACAGAUAGGUACGAGCCACAAAGUCGUCGGGGGCCACAAACAAGGCGACCUGCAGCUGCUGGGAGAUCUUAACACAUGCUGCGGCAUCAAAAACCAUGAUGGACAGAGGCUAUGCUGUGAAACCACUCCCAUGAACUAAAAACACAAGUGUAUUCGAAUCAUACUAGUUCAUUCUAAGGAUACAUGGGUAUUUAAGGACAUCCAUGGGGGACUAGGAGGAGGAAGGGGGAGGAGUGGAAAACGGAAAUA
Manis javanica (Malayan pangolin) is the source of this 2809-nucleotide messenger RNA. RefSeq names its product adrenoceptor alpha 2B (gene ADRA2B). Gene Ontology annotation, biological process: regulation of vasoconstriction; regulation of smooth muscle contraction; platelet activation. Gene Ontology annotation, molecular function: alpha2-adrenergic receptor activity; epinephrine binding. The record is from RefSeq and is a predicted model, not a curated record. Gene Ontology annotation, cellular component: plasma membrane. Lineage: Eukaryota; Metazoa; Chordata; Mammalia; Pholidota; Manidae.